AUGUCGUUCCCGCCGUCGAUGCGCCGCACGCCGCCCUCCCACGCCUCCAACAUCUUCCUCUUCCUGCUCGCCUUUCGCCUCCUGAAUUCGCUCGCUAUCCGGACCUUUUUCCAGCCAGAUGAGUUCUUCCAGUCGCUCGAGCCCGCGUGGCAGAUCGCGUUCGGCAAGGACCAAGGGGCUUGGAUAACGUGGGAAUGGCGACACCAGCUACGAUCCUCGCUCCAUCCGCUUCUUUUCGCCGCCAUCUACAAGACCGCAGACCUGCUCGCGUCAGUCCUGGCGCUUGGCCCCGCACCGCACGCGGAACUCCUGAUUGUCGCGCCCAAGACAGCGCAGGCCGUAGUGUCGGCAAUCGGUGAUUUCUACACGUGGAAGCUGGCUCGGCGAGUGUACGGGACGGGUUCGCGUGAAGCUUGGACAACGCUGGCGGUCACCGUCCUCAAUCCAUGGCAAUGGUUCUGCUCAACUCGAACCCUGUCAAAUUGUCUUGAAACAACGAUCACGAUUGUCGCGUUGAAUUUGUGGCCGUGGCAGUGGUCGAGCACAGGGACCGAUGGUAGCCGUGAUAAUGGGAGGCAAAAGAGGGGCACGGACAAGGAUCGGAGUCUUCUUCGAAGUUUGCGCCAAUGCCUGUCAUUAGCUGCUCUCGCAUGUAUACUCCGUCCGACCAAUGUGUUGAUCUGGGCGCCUCUGGCCAGCGUCGCUUGGCUUCGGACCUCUUGGCUCCAACGAAAGAUUCUGGUUCGCGAAGUUGCUGCUUGCGGGUCGGCACUCUUGGUCGUAUCAACAUUGGUGGACCGUCUGUUUUACGGAAUCUGGACUUUUCCUCCAUUUCGGUUCCUCUACUUUAACAUUGCACAGUCUCUAGCAGUCUUCUAUGGCCGGAAUGACUGGCACUAUUAUAUCUCGCAAGGCUAUCCGCUCCUUCUCACCACAGCUCUGCCUUUUGCAAUUGUUGGGCUCUAUCGCGCCUUGAUCGCCCCGGCCGGUGACCUUCAGACGACAAUACGUGUUCAGCUGGCGGCAGUAUGUGUUCUGAUGCCGGCCGCUCUUUCUCUGAUCUCACACAAGGAAGUGCGGUUCAUCUACCCACUGCUGCCAUCGCUGCAUAUCCUGGCUGCGCCGCCACUGGUCCAAUUCUUUUCACCAGCCAUACGCUCACACUCCGCGCAAGCAUACACCCCCCAAAGGCUCACCCUUAUCUUCCUUGUGCUCGUGAAUCUCGUGAUUGCGGUGUACACGACUAUCUUCCAUAUGUCCGGACCUCUCGACGUCCUCUCAUACCUCCGUGGGCAGCACGAAGUUCAUUCCCAGCAAUUGAGUGGAAGAGAAACCACCGCAGAGUCUGGAAUCACCGCUGGUUUCUUGAUGCCUUGUCACAGCACUCCCUGGCGCUCGCACUUGGUACACCCAACUAUUCACGCUUGGGCAUUAUCAUGCGAACCCCCAAUCGACUUCAACGAGACCCAAAAGGCCGCCUAUCGAGACGAAGCAGAUCAGUUCUACGAUAACCCAGAUCAGUUCUUGCGCCAGAAUAUGGCGGGAGGCCUACGCCACCUUCCUCGGCGGCCAAGCUAUGCCCCCGGUUCUCGCUCUCUCGGCAGCUCUCAAUCGCAGCAUGAAUGGCCCGACUACCUCGUCUUCUUCGCCCAGCUCGAGUCUACGCUGCGUCCCCUCCUCCGUGGAUCCUCGUACGCCGAGUGUCGGCGUACCUGGAAUACACACUGGCACGAUGACUGGCGUCGCCAAGGUGACAUUGUAGUCUGGUGUCUCGACCCAGCCGAACAGGACGCCUGGCGCGCCGAGACCCAUCGCCGUGUGCAGGAAAGCCGCGAGCGUCAGUUCGAUCGUAUUGUCAAAGCAUUCGAAAAAGAAGCCCGACGUCAGCAAAAACGGGGCUGGAAGGCUCUUGUCUCGCCCUCUUCCUCAUCCACAUUAGCUUCGUGGAGACGUUCGGUACAGUCGCGCUUCUCUUCGCCCUCCACCAUUAGAUGGCCAUGGGGUAAACGAUCCCGCAGCUCUGCUUUCUGGAAGAAGUUCCCUUCCUUUUCACGGAGUACGGAUUGGUCUCCUUCUUGGCCUGAGUGGCUAGGCGGGAAAUCUAAGGAUAAGAAGAGUCCUUUUGAUCGGGAUCUGUGGUCAUAA
Penicillium lagena is the source of this 2145-nucleotide messenger RNA. RefSeq names its product putative glycosylphosphatidylinositol-alpha 1,2 mannosyltransferase (gene gpi10). Lineage: Eukaryota; Fungi; Ascomycota; Eurotiomycetes; Eurotiales; Aspergillaceae. Bases 1 to 2145 code for a protein of 714 amino acids. The transcript has 5 exons. Gene Ontology annotation, molecular function: alpha-1,2-mannosyltransferase activity. Gene Ontology annotation, cellular component: endoplasmic reticulum membrane. The record is from RefSeq and is a predicted model, not a curated record. Gene Ontology annotation, biological process: GPI anchor biosynthetic process.